Molecule: messenger RNA, 2697 nt
Organism: Penicillium taxi
Lineage: Eukaryota; Fungi; Ascomycota; Eurotiomycetes; Eurotiales; Aspergillaceae
Product: formin-binding protein HOF1
Exons: 7
Coding region: 1-2697 (898 amino acids)
Biological process (GO): cytoskeleton organization
Cellular component (GO): cytoplasmic side of plasma membrane; plasma membrane; mitotic actomyosin contractile ring, proximal layer
Molecular function (GO): protein binding; phospholipid binding
Source: RefSeq, a predicted model, not a curated record
AUGCCUGGAAUGGUAGACGGACCGUCGGUCUCCAUGUCCUUUGCAAACAACUUCUGGGGAAGAGAAGAUGCAGGACUGCAGCCUAUGCUGGACCGUAUGCACGGGUCGAAAGUCACAAGCGAUGAAUUAAAGGUUUUCUACGGUGUUCGAGCUGCGAUCGAAGAUGAAUAUGCACGAAAGUUAAACGCCCUCUGUCGCAAGCCUCUCGGAUCAUGCGAAAUGGGAUCCCUUCAAGGCUCACUAGAAACUGUCCGCAGUGAGACUGAAGCUAUUGCCAAGGCACACUCAGCAAUUGCAGCCCAGAUGAAGACUGAACUCGAAGAGCCUUUGGCGGCUUUCACCAGCGGUUUGAAAGAACGACGCAAGAUUAUUCAGAAUGGCAUCGAGCGUUUACACAAGACUAAAAUGCAACAAACUGGAGUAGUGAAUAAAACUCGGGAUCGCUUUGAGCAAGACUGUCUCCGAAUUAAGGGUUAUCUUGCCCAAGGACAUAUGGUUAUGGGCCAAGAAGAGCGCAAGAAUAAGGCGAAGCUUGAGAAGACUCAGAUUCAGAUGGCUGCGAGCAGCACCGAAUAUGAGGCUGCAGUCAAGACUCUUGAGGACACAACUGGCCGGUGGAACAAAGAGUGGAAGUCUGCUUGCGAUAAAUUCCAAGAUUUGGAAGAAGAACGCCUGGACUUUACCAAGAGCAGUCUUUGGACUUACGCGAACAUCGCAUCGACAGUUUGCGUCAGUGACGACGGGUCUUGUGAGAAGAUCCGACUGUCGCUGGAGAACUGCGAAGUGGAAAAGGAUAUUGUUCACUUUAUUAAAGAAAGAGGAACUGGCCAGGAAAUCCCAGAUCCUCCUCGCUUCAUUAAUUUCUGCAAGGAAGACGCCGAGGACACAGCAUCUGACGUUGAUACCGGAGAUAAUUAUUCCGUCGCUCAAUUCCAACGAACUAUGAAUCCUGCAUUCCGCACAUCCUCUCCGCAGCCAUCGACUUUUGAGUCUCAUCAUGACCCACAGUCUGAUCUUGCGGCUCAAAUGGGUCAUCCGGCACCCCAAGCUCCUCCGCCAAACAUUCAGCAAACACAGCCACCGAUGCCCUCACAGCAGCAGCCAUUGCCACAUCAAGCACCCCCGCCCCAAGCGCAGCAGCCAGCGCCUCUGGACCUUCGCCGAGGAGGCUACCUGCCACCUAACUAUGACCCUGAGCAACAUGGUCAGAUCAAUGCCAUUCCUCAUAACGCAUACCCCACUGACGGAAUGACUAUGUUCUGUCGUCCCGGUCCUCCUUCGGAACGGAGCUCAGUGAAUAGCGCAUACCGACCAUCCAGCCGCGACUCACAAAGCGAGGUAUCUAAUCAUAAUUCUAUGUCUAGCGUCGAGCCUGCGAUCUCUCCGGUGAAAUCCUCACCUUCUAAACCGAUCAAUAACGCACCAUCGCCAAGUUCCCAAGACGAUACGUCUGUUCAGAAAAAGAAGAGUGCCUUCUUCAGCAAUAGUCCCUUCCGACGCAAGAGCCGUCACGAAAAGGAGCGACCCACCUUCACUGCAAGAAGCCCCUGGACAUCUCCGACGAAGAAGGCUUCACCUUCCCGACCCCAGCCUGAGCACCGUACCGCCAGCCCUGAACCAGUUGAUCCUCGAGCUAACUUCCAACUCAAUGUUGGUAACAACGUUUUUGAUGUUGCUUCCCCGGAUAAAAUCUCGGCAAAGGCAGGAUCACAGCAAGUGAAUGGCGAUGAUGAUAUGGACCCUAUCGCACGGGCUCUAGCCGAUUUGAAGACAGUUGGUGGCAAGCAAUCCAGUCUCCGAGUGUCCGCCGAUAACUGGCACGGCAUCCAGACACCUAACCCUUCUGCUCCUCCAUCUGCUUAUGGGGGAAGCACUUCAGGAGCCCCACCAGCUUAUGAUCCAUCAGUGAAAAGGCUGGAUGCUCCCGAACCAGCAUUUACAUCCAAACAGAUGCAAAAGACUACCCAGCGAUACACGGGCCAAGCUCAGAGCAUGAUGCGAGGUGGAAGCAACAACCCAUCCAGGGAUGCACCUAAGUCCCAGGAAGUUCCUCGUGACCGCUCUCCAGCCCCUGCUAGACGUAGUGCUAGUCCAAGAGUUGAUGGAUAUGGUAGCAGAGGAGCUAGCCCCAGCCCAGCGGCGGCGCAUCAGUCCAGUAGCAUGCGAAGCCGUUAUAGCAAGUCUCCUACGCCACGUCAAGACCACCCACCGUACUCGCCUAAUGACUACGUGAGACGGGCCUCCCCAGCUACCAGCCAUCGUGCAGUGUCUCCUCAGCCUCAGUUCAGACAGCAGGUCCGACCUUCUAGUGCCGGCAUGGAGCUGCAGCUUUCAAAUGGUUCGAACGAGCAAUAUGGCGGUAGUCAGCAGCCUGGCUAUGGUUCCACUCGGCGCGAUGGUGGUCGACCCACGUCUUUCUAUGAUGCUGGCGGUACUCCACCUGUGGGCCGAUCCCGAAGCCGUACUCUUGCCGUUGCGGACCCAGGCCGAAAGUUCAGCCGUGAUGGACGCCCUAUCUUGCAUUUCGCUCGCGCAAUGUACAGCUACGCCGCGGCUAUCCCUGUGGAGCUCGGUUUCUCCAAGGGCGAUGUCCUCGCUGUUAUCCGUCUCCAAGACGAUGGAUGGUGGGAAGCAGAAGUUACCAACGCCCGCGGUCACCCCGGCUUGGUGCCCAGCAACUAUUUGCAGAUCUUCUAG